Messenger RNA from Cercospora beticola, 1266 nucleotides. RefSeq lists its product as uncharacterized. Lineage: Eukaryota; Fungi; Ascomycota; Dothideomycetes; Mycosphaerellales; Mycosphaerellaceae. The record is from RefSeq and is a predicted model, not a curated record. Gene Ontology annotation, molecular function: FAD binding. Gene Ontology annotation, biological process: secondary metabolite biosynthetic process.
AUGGCUCAGUCUAAAGUCCGGAUUGCCAUCUCAGGUGGAGGCAUGGCAGGCGCCACGCUGAUGCACGCUCUGAUCAAACACGACCAUCUUGACGUCCACAUAUUCGAGUCUGCCACCGAGUUUCGUGAAGCUGGAAUGGCUGUUGGCAUGACCCGCAAUGCCUUCCAAGCGUUAGAACUCAUCGGCCCUUCGGCAAGAGAAGCACUCGAACGGGCAGGUUCUGUGCCGCAUUAUGGCGCCAGAUUGAUGCUGGCGCUGGGACCUGGGGCAGGAACGAUGAUCGACGAAAUCGAUGCGAGGAAAGAAGGCAAGAGAUUGACCAGUAUCGUGCAUCGCGCUGCAUUGCUGAAAGAACUCCUGGCAAGCGUUCCGAGCGAACGAAUGCAUGCAUCCAAGAAGCUGAAGACAGUCGAUCGUAGCGGCGAUGGACCUCUCGUGCUGCAUUUUGGAGAUGGCUCCACACAUGAGACCGACAUCCUCAUCGGUGCAGAUGGCAUUCACAGCUUUGUCAGGAAGAUUGUUCUCGGCGAGUCUGAUCCAGCAGCAGUGCCUGUGUCUGCCGACAUGAUGGCAAUACCCACGCUGCAGCCGUACGAGAAAUUGAAACCUAUCCUUGGCGCUGACUACGUGGACACCAAAGACCCUCGGGAGUGGGGUUGGGUUGGCAAGGGGACCUUUAUGAUGCACAAUGUGCUCAAUGAAGGCGAACUGAUCCAGUUCAUUGCGACAGUGAAGAUCGACACCGGCGAUGCCUGGAUGAAGGAAGUAGACGCUCAAGAGUUCAAGGGCUAUUUCGAGGGCUGGCCGUCCCAUCUACGGAAUGCCCUAUCAGCUGUGAUUGGUGACCAGAAAACAGUGCAGUGCUGGUGCACGUGGGAACACGCCCAUGCACGAACAUACGCGGAUGGUCCGAUAGCCGUGAUGGGUGAUGCAGCACAUGCAACUACUCCGUGGCAGUCGUCGGGAGGCGGCAUGUCCAUGGAAGACGCUCUCGUGCUCUCGUCGCUGUUGGGUCGGAUAACCACGCCGAAGCAGGCAUCAGUAGCACUGCAGGUGUACGAUGAAGCACGCCGGCCCCGCACACAGAAGAUUGUUGACUCCAGUCGGGAGACGGGUCUGAUAUUCACGGGAAACGAUCCGGAAUACACAAUGGAUCAUGCCGGUCUCAAGGGCAGAUUGCCACAGCGGUGGGAUUUCAUCCUGGACUUUGACAACGGCAAAGCACGCGACGAAGCUGUGCGGGAAUUGGAGGCGAGGCUGCGGUAA